AUGAAGCAACAGGAGAUGGGACAACAUUCAGGCCAACCACAAGAGAAAUCAAAGUCGGUUCAUGAUUCAGCAACGGGAACAACGAUCAACAAAUUGGUUCAGCCAACAGCAUCUGAUCAAAAUGCUUCCCAACAGAUGUCACAUCCCUUGGGAAAAACCAGCAGUCAGAUGGUCGAAGCUCAGAAUCAUUUCCAACAAGUAUUAUACCCUACCAGAAAUUCGACUUCUGUUGGACAGGAGCAAGCAAAUGCAGGUUGUACAAGCAUUUUUGACUUAGUUGAGCAAGAAGAUGAUCGACUACACAAGAAGCAGCGAUACCUCCCAAUGUCCUUUCAGCCAUCUCAUACCUCAGUUUUGAAGGAGCAAGAAGUUCUAACCGGCAAAGCGCCUGUUAAAAAAGAUUCAGGAACGUUAGUCUCUAAACCAGGGAUGUGUGCUCUACGAUUGGCAAACUACACAAGGCAGAUGCAGCUAAGGCCUCAGGACAACAACAUUGAGUUUUGGAGAAGCUUUGUAGCUGAGUUCUUUCUCCCUGAUGUCAAGAAGAGAUUGUGUGUUUCUUCAUAUGGCAGAAAACCUGAUGGCGUUGUUGAUAAGGUUACUGGUCAUUGUGCUUCACAUUUAUCUCCCGUUGUGCUUCCUUUUUUGCCUUGCUUCAAACUUUUAGAACCACCCCCGUACAGUCUAUAUCUUUCAGAUAUUACUACUGAAAUACUACCAAGGCUGUUCAAAGUCAAGUACGAGAAUGGUGCCAUAAAAGAGCAUUAUCAUCUGGAGAUGCCGAUCGAGCACAAAUAUUCAAGCAAUCAAACUGUCCUGCAAUGCGAAAAAGUAACACAUGAGACUGUGUUUCAGAAACUACGUGUGUAUCAUGUAGGCCGGCUUAGAGUUGCAUUUUCUCCAGACUUAAAGAUUUGCUCAUGGGAUUUCUGUGUUCAACAUCACGAUGAGCUUAUACCAAGAAAAGAACUUCUCCCCCUGGUAAAUGAACUUGGACUGAUAUCAAAGAAAUACCAAGAUGCUAAGAAGAAUUCAGCGUUGCCUGCUCAAGAAAUAGAAGCUAGCAGCAGUGAAAAGUUCUCAAACUCAGUUAGCCAGUUAACAAAGGCUUUGCAGCCUAUUGUGAAUGAACUGGGAUAUGAAAAGCGGUAUAUGCGACAUCUUCAGACAUCGGAAAUCAUCAGCUCUAUGAAAGAUAUAGUGGAUUAUAGCAGCAAAUUUGGCACUGGACCUAUAGAGAGCAUGGCCAAGUUUACUCAUUCAUUCAACACUCGGAACCAUUAUUCUGCUCAACAGCAGCAACAGCCUCUUGCAAAUGACCAAAGUUCCGCACCAGCAGCUUCUCUUCAUCUUUCAGCUCUGAGCAAAGAUCAUGCCAAAAAUCCCACAAAUCAGCUUCUUUCUGCUGGUCAAUCAACUAUCAAAGCACCUCAAACAAGCCCUUUCUUCUCUAUGGCACCAUCAUCAUCAAAAGUCCCCCAUCAUACGGAUACCAGCAGCCUGGGAGGUGAAUCAUCUUUAGCAAUUCUUCAAGACUACUUGAGGAAAAAUCCAAAUCUUGGUAAAGAUGCAAGUUUUAAAGGAGCUGGCGAUGCAGAAAAUAUGGGUUUCAGUUCUCCUUCUGCUAGCGGAGUUGGUUCUUCCAGAAGCAACGUUCAGCAGGAGGAUGAUUUUGAACAGCGAUUGAUGUCCUUUUUUGAUGGCAAAUUCGCCUCCUCGAAAGGUUUCCAGUCCAAUUGA
Coffea eugenioides is the source of this 1740-nucleotide messenger RNA. RefSeq names its product transcriptional corepressor SEUSS-like. The coding region runs from base 1 to 1740 and encodes 579 amino acids. NCBI's taxonomy places the organism in Eukaryota, Viridiplantae, Streptophyta, Magnoliopsida, Gentianales, Rubiaceae. The transcript is spliced from 9 exons. Gene Ontology annotation, cellular component: transcription regulator complex; nucleus. The record is from RefSeq and is a predicted model, not a curated record. Gene Ontology annotation, biological process: negative regulation of transcription by RNA polymerase II; positive regulation of transcription by RNA polymerase II.